Esox lucius (northern pike) is the source of this 5627-nucleotide messenger RNA. RefSeq names its product DNA-binding protein RFX7. The transcript has 12 exons. Gene Ontology annotation, molecular function: RNA polymerase II cis-regulatory region sequence-specific DNA binding; DNA-binding transcription factor activity, RNA polymerase II-specific. The record is from RefSeq and is a predicted model, not a curated record. Gene Ontology annotation, biological process: regulation of transcription by RNA polymerase II. NCBI's taxonomy places the organism in Eukaryota, Metazoa, Chordata, Actinopteri, Esociformes, Esocidae. The coding region runs from base 335 to 5428 and encodes 1697 amino acids.
CGUGCUCGCUGUUUGCGGCAGUGGCAAGCCUCUCUGCGAAAUAAUGCCUUUUGUAUUCCCGCAUGCCGUUGUUUUCUUUUUUACAUUUAAAUUGCAGUCAAAUCAUAUUCUCCGCCUCCAUGGUCUGUCGUCGAUCUAGAAGGUUGACCUAGCCAAGGGGGUGUAUCGUGGACGGUUAUUUAGAUCAUACGCUCCUCAUCAUCAAACGAUGGGGGCUCCGGCGUAAUGCACAGCCACACAGCCGGGGAAGCAGCGCUAUCUCAAGGUACAGGAUGAGGCCUACUUGUUAAACCCCCGACCAACCCACCUCUCCUCUGAGAGAAUAAUCAUCGUGAUGGCCGAUGAUGAGGAACGACAACAGCCUGGUCAGCUGAAGCCUAACUCGGGUUUGGGCUCACUUCCAACGCUAGUACCAGGACUGCAGGGCCCCGAAGCCAAUGCGCUGCAGUAUAAAAUAAAGAAUUCAAUUUGCAAAUCUGUACAAUCAAAAGUGGACAACAUAUUGCAAGAUGUUGAGAAGUUUACAGACAUCGAAAAACUCUACCUCUACCUUAAGUUGCCUUCUGGUCCCAGCAACGGUAAUGAUAAAAGGACUGAGAAUCAGAGAGCCUCCACUCCUGGGCUAUGUGACCAGAGUGGCAUGUCGUCCAGUCGAACGCAGCAGAUGUAUGCAUUCAACUGGAUACGGAAUCAUCUAGAAGAGCACCCAGAGACAUCCCUGCCAAAACAAGAGGUGUACGACGAGUAUAAGAGCUAUUGUGACAAUCUUGCAUAUCACCCACUGAGUGCAGCAGACUUUGGAAAGAUCAUGAAGAAUGUCUUUCCCAACAUGAAGGCUCGCCGCUUGGGCAUGAGAGGAAAAUCCAAAUACUGUUACAGUGGGCUGAGGAAGAAAGCUUUUGUUCACAUGCCUUCUCUGCCCAACCUGGACUUACAGAAAUCAGGCGACGGUUGUGAGUUGAUGGAGCCAUCGUCGGGACAGUCUCCCAGUGCGGAGGACGAGAUGCGCUCGGCGGCCUGCGGCCUGGUGUGUGAGUGGGCCCAGAAGGUGCUCAGCAGACAGUUCGAUGCCGUGGAGGACCUGGCCCGCUUCCUGCUCAACAGCCACUACAUAGGAACCAAGUCCAUGGCCGCCCUCACAGUCAUGACUGGCACGCCGACAGGUCUGAAGACGCCCACGCCGACCUCUGCGUUUGUGCCGACGUCAGAGGCCUCGUCCUUCCAGCCGCAGGUGAAGACCCUGGCCUCUCCCUCGGCGGAUGCCAAGCAGCAACUCCAGAGGAAGAUCCAGAAGAAGCAGCAGGAGCAGAAACUCCACUCACCACAGCCCGGCGACGCCCAGGGCCAGGGUCCGAACCCGGCCAGGAGAGCCGAGGCCAGCACCCCGGGUCCCACCAACACCAUCCCCUGUGGAAGUCCCGCCUUGAUCUCACCACAGCCAACGAUUGGUAUAGUGGUGGCGGCCGUUCCCAGUCCUAUUACGGUCCAGAGGAGCCGACAGCUGAUGACCUCCCCCAGCCCGGUGGGGUCGGCCGAGGGGAAGGUCCUACCAACCGUCAACUUCCAGGUGGUCACCCACACCCAAUCCAUGACCCACCGACAGUCCCCCAAGACCCCCCAGAACAUCUCGGCCAGUCCUGUCGGCGACCGCCUGGCCAGGCAUAGGUACCCCCAGAUCCUGCCAAAACCCUCAGCCACCGGGGCGAUCACCCUGCGUUCCCCGCCCACGCUGCUCAUCACCAACAGCCCCAUCAAGACCCACCACGCGAUGCAGCCCCAGGUCAAUGUGGUGAAGGUGACCGCCAUCUCCCUGGCCCCUGGCAGCAGCGUCAGCACCAGCACCAACAGCACGGUCCUCCGACCGGCCUUGGCCUCAGCUGGUCCCACCACUAACACCUUCGCCACCAUCUCCUCCCAGGAGGAGGCGCAGAGCCAGGGAGGCCUGCCGGCGGCCACCUCAACUGCCGCGGUGCGCCCUGCCGCCCUGGCCCCCGCAGCGACCCCAGAGGCCGCUGACAAUAAACUGGCCGAUAAACCCAGCGCUGCUCAGCAGUCCCCCGGCGGGGCCAAGGGUCUGGAGAGGGCCACCAAGUACCGGGCUGCCAGUGAACCCUCGCUCAUGGUCAAAUGCUCCCCGGGGCCAGACAGAGUGACCGCCAGGACCAAAAGCGACCCCUCCACCGCCGCCGCCGCCUCCUUUCCCGGCAUAACCGCCACUGUUUCCACGGCAGCUGCGGCGUCUCAGCAGGACGGCGAAAACGGUGCCACUUGUCACCAAGAAAGUACCUUGUAUCUGACUGUUACUCCCUCUGCCAAUCAGAACGUCGGUGUAGCCGGAGGAUUGCCCUCCCCGUCCGUCGGCUCGUCUGUGACUCUGUUGUCUCCUAAAGACUCAUGCCCGUCGGGGGCCAAGAGUCCCCGCAAGCGAACGGGCCCUGGCCUGGAGUCCUCUAACGUUGUCCCCGUGAAGCGCGUCUUCAUUUCCCAGCAGCCUCUGGGAGUGUCCUUUGACCCCAAGCCGGGCAUCAGCGCCGGGGUCAAGAAGGUCCCGACUCGACCGGGCACCCCUGCCCGACCUGAAAGUGCGCCCUGCCGAGUGACCGUGAAACAACACCUGGUGCCCACACAGAUACUGGCCCUGUCCGACUCGCCCAUAACGACCGCUGAGCUGUCCUCGCUCUCCUCUCAGAAUGCCGUGGGCGUGAAGACCCCGACCUCCUCGUUGCUGGUGGUUAAACGUGAAAAUACAUUGUCCCUGUCGCCGAACGCCGACGUCGGUCACACCGGCAGCACCGCAGCUGCCCCCAGUAGCUCCGCCCCGGUCUUGGAGCAAAAUCAGCAACAGGCUUUACUGCAGCAGGUGACAGCAGCAGGGGUGGGCGUAGGGGAGCCAGGGGACAGGCUGACAACCACCCCGGGGCCUCAGCAACACACUGAGGCCCCCGUCAUAGGCGAUGCCAAGAGCACAAUGUGGGUUGACACGGGCCGACUGGACGAGCUUCAGAAACGGGCCUUCGAUCAGGCUAUACCAGCAGACCACACCACCCAACAACAGGCCAUGGGCUCCUCUGCCGACCAACAGCCCCUCCCCGACAUCAUGUCCCAGACUCCGGACCCCUCGGCCCAGUUAUCCGGCCUUCACCAGGAGAUGGUGGAGUUCGCCUCUUCUGCCUCCCAGCACAGCUCCGCCAUGGACUACUUCUCCUUCAAUGACGACGAGAUGACCCAGGACAGCAUCGUCGAGGAACUGGUGCAGAUGGAGGAACAGAUGAAGCUGAAAGGCCUCCAGCCUCUGUUCAGCAGCUGUGUGGACAAUCUCUCCCUCCAGGGCCAGCCUGGGGGCCCCCAGGGACCCAUCCUCAACACCCACCACCAAGGAGGUAGCUCCACCUUCUACCACUCCGCCCACAGCAGCACCACUCCCGUCCAGACCCCCACCCCCACGCCAACUCCAACCCCUACCCCCACAGAGAUGACUCUCAGUGGGCACGGGCUUACCAGAGAGAGCCCCUGCUCCCAUCACAGCAUGGCUCCCAUCACGCCCGUGGAGGGGCCUCUCGGCGGUCGACACACCCCCAUAAGUGCCCUGUCCAACUGUUCCAGCAGUGUCCCCCCGAGUCCCGUGGAGUGCAGAAACCCCUUCGCCUUCACCCCCAUCAGCUCGUCCAUGGCGGGGGGUUACCAUGACGCCUCGGUCGUGUCCGUCUCCUUCGGCCCCGUCAAGCCCAUGCAAAGGCCCAUGGCCACACACCCCGACAAGUCCAAGCUGGAGUGGAUCAACAACCGCUACAACAGUGGCAUUGCUGGGGGGGUGGGUGGAGGGCCAGGCACCGGGUUAUCAAUCUCCAACCACAACCUCGGGGGACUCCUGCCCAGUUACCAGGAGCUGGUGGAUGACCAUUUCCGGAAGCCCCACGCCUUCGCCAUCCCGGGCCACGGUGGCCAGUCUUUCCAGGCCCAGUCCAGACAGCAGGAUGGCGGACAUUUUGGACGCCUGACCCCCAUCUCGCCGGUGCAGCAGCAGACGGCCGGCGUGUCAACCACGCCCACCAGCACAACGAACAAACAGGAUGAGAGCUUUGCAGUGCCCGCCCCUCUGGACAACAAGGGUGGAGCCUCGUCGUCAGGGAGCGGGACGUUCCGUUGCCGGAGCGUCAGCCCGGCUGUCCGUCAGAGGACCUUCAGCGGUACCGGCACAACCCUUGGUACCGGCACGACCCCCAGCAACGCCACUACCACCCGAUUGGUUGUCUCGCCUUUCAGCUCACCCAUGACGUCUCAGGAGAUCCUCAGCAUCCUGUCCAACAGCCAGUCGGUGAGCGGCACCCUACACAGUAUGGCCCAGCGCAGCCAAUCGGUGCCCUUGAAUGUCAUGAUGCAGAGCGUGGUGGAAAUGGAGCUGCUUCCUGUUGAGAUGCAUGGGGGACAGCACCAGAGCAACGCCACCAAGAUCACCAAUGUCCUGCUGAACAAGAUGGACUCUGACGUGGACGACGCGGUCAGGGGCCUGGGCAUCAACAACCUUCCCUCUAACUAUACCGCCCGCAUGAACCUCACCCAGAUGCUGGAGACACAGACUCAGGCCUCCACCGGGGGCUUCACCAUCACCAGAGGAGGAGGAGGAGCAGGAGACAGCGUCCAGGCACACCAGAUCCAAUUGCAGACUGUCAGCUCCAGCCCUGCCGGGUCCUCCUUUGAGCUACAGCAGCAUGGAGUCUACCUCACCAGCGCUGGGGGAGGUGGGGGCGAGAUGGGCUUCUCUGGGGACAACCAAGCACAAUCAGGCCCCGUUGGUGAGGACGUGGACCUGGAGCUCCAGCAGAUCCAGGACCUCCAGGAGCUCCAGGAGGACUCUGGACAGCUCCGAACUCAGACCCAGUUACUCCAGAGCCCCCAUGCCCAGCUCCAGAGCCCCCAUCCUCAGCUCCAGGCCCAGUCUGGACUCCAACUUCUCCGGCCCCGGUCCCAGCCACAGCUACUCCUCCAAUCCACCGCCACCCAGCAGCAGCAGCGGCAACAGGAAGAAGAUGAGGCACAACAGCAGCUGGACUUCAACAACACUGUCAAAGACCUGCUUGGGGACGACGGCCUCAACGUGGACGCGGAGGGUCUGAACCCCAGUUCUCAGCUGGUCGGCCAGGUGGCUUCGGAGCUCAACGCUGCCGUGAAGGCGUCGGUGGGUGACUUCACUGAUGACGACAUGAGGCUGACCUCUGACCUUUCCAGUAGCAUCACGGACCUGAACACGCUGGAUGCCGACCUGCUGUUCGAUCCUUCCGGCCAGCAGCAAGAGCAGUAUGAAGACGCCACGCUGGAAGAGCUGAAGAAUGAUCCCCUGUUUCAGCAGAUAUGUAGUGAUACUGUGAACUCCUCUUUCGACUGGCUGGAAAGCAAAGACCAGCCCACUACCGUAGAGAUGUUGGGCUGACCUUGUCAUAGUCAGCGUCCAGAGUGGAAGUCUACAAUGUUUUAUAGUGCAUUACUUUCAACCAGGGCUCUGCAUCAACACAAGGGCACUGUAGAAAGUAGUGAACUGUAUUCAUAUACAUUCUGAUACAGUCAUUUUUAUAUGUAUUUAUGUUCUGUGUUUUUGUUUGUUGUCUUUUGGCCUGUGAAUAAUGUGUGUG